GUUUACAGAGACAGAAAGUUGGUCGCUGGUGCCAUUCAUGACCCGUCCGAACCGACUCCGAACCGCCGAUAUCGCCGCCGAGGGAGGGACGGAGAAUGGUCGGCGGCGGCAGAGCAACGCGGAGCGGUCGUCGUAUUUCGCUCGGAGAGAAGCGGCGAGAGUACUGCGGUGCGUACUGGACGGAGACGAGAGGCGGAGAGCCGUUGCCUCCAUCAAAUCGCUCGUUUAUAGCCCCUCUAUUAGAAACAAGAAAGCUACCUUCGCUCUCGUCUGUCAAACCCUCAAGCAUCUUCCGAUUAUUAAAGAACUUUUAGAAAAUUCUCAUGUGCUGAAUGGAAAGUGGAAGAGGCAAGAGGAACUGAUGUACAUAAUCACGUAUGACAUCCUAUUUGGCCAGGCUAUUGUAUUGCUGGGGGAUGCAGAAAAGUUUCUCCUGCUUCGGAAAGAUGCCCUACAAUCAACUUUGGCACAGAUUUUAGUGAGAAAAAAAGUGAAGGAUGUUAAGGACUUAUUGCUCCUAUAUCCAACUGGCGAUGUGCCAAAACCCCGAUAUGUUCGUGUAAAUACUCUGAAGUUGGAUGUUGAGUCAGCUCUACAUGUACUAGGGAAACAGCACGUGGUUAGAAAGGACGAGAUUGUUCCAGACCUGUUGAUUCUCCCACCAGGCACCGAUUUGCAUGAUCAUCCUUUGGUUGUGAAUGGAAGUGUCUUUCUGCAAGGGAAGGCAAGUUCUAUGGUGGCAAUAGCUCUUGAGCCUAAGCCAGGAUGGGAGGUUAUUGAUGCUUGUUCAGCCCCAGGAAACAAAACUGUUCACCUUGCAGCUCUCAUGAGAGGAAAGGGGAAGAUUAUAGCAUGUGAACUUAACAAGGGUAGGGUUAAAUAUUUGGAAGACACUAUCAAACGCUCUGGGGCUCCCAAUGUAGAAGUUUUGCAUGGGGACUUCUUAAGCCUAAACCCAAAAGAUCCCUUGUAUUCAAAGGUACAUGCCAUUCUCCUAGAUCCUUCCUGCUCUGGAUCUGGAACUGCUGCUGACAGAUUGGAUCAUCUACUCCCAUCACAAACGAAAGAUCAUUCUGUGGAUGCUGCUGAUACUGAGAGGGUAAGAAAACUGGCUGCUUUUCAAAGGAAGGCUCUGUCACAUGCAUUAUCUUUUCCGGCAGUUGAGAGAAUUGUUUAUAGCACUUGCUCCAUCCAUCAGAUGGAAAAUGAAGAUGUGAUUAACUCAGUUCUACCUCUCGCUCAAUCCUAUGGUUUUCAGUUGACAACUCUGUUUCCUCAAUGGUCUCGUCGUGGGCUACCCGUCUUUGAAGGCUCUGAACAUUUGCUACGAACAGAUCCCAUCGAAGACAUGGAAGGCUUUUUUAUCGCUCUAUUCGUUAGGGAAAAUAAGGAAACAAUGAGCAAUGGCAUUUGUUCGGAAGUAGUAAAGAAUGAGCCAUUGCACCUGCGCAAGAGAGACAAGUCCCAGUUGUGUAUUUUCUCCAGAAUGUCCAAAACAAUGUUGUAUUCCCACCUUGGCAGACGGAAAAAUUCCGGUAUUAACUGA
This is a messenger RNA of Telopea speciosissima, 1546 nucleotides long. Its product is annotated as 25S rRNA (cytosine-C(5))-methyltransferase NSUN5. Gene Ontology annotation, molecular function: methyltransferase activity. The coding region runs from base 38 to 1546 and encodes 502 amino acids. Lineage: Eukaryota; Viridiplantae; Streptophyta; Magnoliopsida; Proteales; Proteaceae. The transcript has 14 exons. Gene Ontology annotation, cellular component: nucleolus. Gene Ontology annotation, biological process: rRNA base methylation. The record is from RefSeq and is a predicted model, not a curated record.